AUGUCAAACUUCAGAGCCAGUGAUAAUGGAGCACAGAAGAAGCAGUUCUCGUUAACCAAGGCGGUGGAGGAUGUCAGUCAACACGGCUUUGCCCAGACUGAGGCCCUGAAAGAGAAACAGAAGACACUCAGCUCCCUGCAGGUAAUUCUUUCAGACGUUGAGAAGAAAGGUGAGACGGCGGAGCAGGAGCUGAGAUCUAAAGCGAGGGAGAUCCUGAUGCUGGAGGGCGAGCUGGAGCGCCUGGAGCGGCAGACAAAAGUGCUGCCUGCUCGCUGUGUAUCCAUCAGCAAGGAAAACACAGAGCUCCAGAUUGGUGUAAGUGAAGAGGAAGAGAAGGCUCGCAUGGCAUUGGAAAGGUUCAACACUUACCGACACAAGAUGGAGGCUCACAGAGCAGCAGUUUUGCAUGCGGCGAGCCAGACGCAGGCCUAUAAAGAGCUUGCAGAGAAGAGAGCGCUGGUCAGGAUGCUGGCACAGAAGAAAGAGGAGCUGAGGGAAGAUCUGGAGAAUCCAAAUGGAAACACAGUGCAAAUGGCAAAGAGAGAGAUUGAUGCUCUGAAGGGGGAGAUCUCUGUGAGGAGGAAGACUACAGCUGAGAGGAAAGAACGACUACGAAAAGAGUUUGAGACUCAGGCCCAGAUAAAGAAAGAUGUCGAGAUUCAGAAUAGGCGCUAUGAAGCCAUCAUAAAGCGACUCCACUGCCAGCUGAGCAGGGCUCAGGCUGUCCACAGGCAAAUGUCUGAAGAUAUCUACCACAUGGAGAGACAGCUAGCAGAGCUCAGGAGGCAGCUGAAGUCAUCAUAGGACUCAGUGGUCAGUGG
Molecule: messenger RNA, 821 nt
Organism: Dicentrarchus labrax (European seabass)
Lineage: Eukaryota; Metazoa; Chordata; Actinopteri; Moronidae
Product: coiled-coil domain-containing protein 122-like
Exons: 6
Coding region: 1-804 (267 amino acids)
Source: RefSeq, a predicted model, not a curated record